UAUGACACAACAGCUAAAUAAAACUGUACUCAGAGGCAAGGCGUUUUUGAAAUCAAAUGGGAACCUUACAAAUGUCGAACGAUUGUAGCACUCUGUGAGCCACCUGUCAUCCUGCUGUCAACUUUGCACAACGAAAAGAAUGCGCUUGUUGCAACACGAAGCACAAUCGUUCGGUGAAUCGGUGUAUUAUUGCUGUUUAUUUCACUCAGCUAAGUGUACCUGUGCAGUGAUAAAAUAAAAAUGUUUUCCUUGCUAAGGCUGGCGAAUAGAGUACGCGUGUGCAGCCCUAUCCAGCAGCGUGUGCUCGGACGCACCAAGGUAACGGAUACGGCCAAGUUUAGAACCGCUCUGGCAAAUCUGCCUUCGACGCAAGUGACGCAACUGGACAAUGGAUUGCGUGUUGCCAGUGAAGAUUCCGGUGCGGAGACAGCGACGGUUGGUGUGUGGAUCAAUGCCGGUUCGCGUUGCGAGAACAGCAGCAACAAUGGUGUGGCUCACUUUCUAGAACACAUGGCGUUCAAGGGCACGGCGAAGCGCUCCCAGGCCAAUCUCGAGCUGGAGGUGGAAAAUUUGGGCGCCCACCUAAAUGCGUACACAUCCCGCGAGCAAACCGUGUUCUAUGCCAAAUGCCUGUCGAAGGAUGUCGCAAAAGUGGUUGAGAUUUUGUCGGACAUAGUGCAGAAUCCGACGCUUGGCGAGGAAGAGAUUGUGCGCGAACGGGACGUCAUCCUGCGGGAGAUGCAAGAGAUCGAGAGCAACCUGAAGGAGGUUGUGUUUGACCAUCUGCAUGCAACCGCGUUCCAGGGUACUGCGCUCGGUAAGUCCAUCCUUGGCCCGUCCAAGAACGUCCAGUCGAUCGGUAAGACGGAGCUGAAGCACUACAUCGACACGCAGUACAAAGCACCGCGUAUUGUGUUGGCUGCAGCAGGAGGUGUAGACCAUAAAGAGUUGGUACAGCUGGCGAAGCAAAACUUCGGCCAGAUGAACUCCAUCGUGGAUGCAAAGAAGGAUGCGCUGGAUGCGUGUCGUUUUACCGGAUCAGAAGUGCGUGUGCGGGAUGAUUCAUUGCCGCUAGCCCAUGUUGCAAUCGCAGUCGAGGGUUGCGGCUGGUCCGACGAGGACCAUGUGCCGCUGAUGGUGGCCACCUCCUUCAUCGGGGCUUGGGAUCGUGCGCAGAGUGGUAGCGUGAACCACGCAUCCAAGCUGGCUGUUGCUUCGGCUGUGGAUGGGAUGUGUCACAGCUUCCAGUCGUUCAACGUUUGCUACCGAGACACUGGCCUGUGGGGAGUAUAUUUCGUGUGCGAUCCGCUCACCUGCGAAGACAUGCUGUUCAAUGUGCAGAACGAAUGGAUGCGGCUGUGCACAAUUGUAACGGAGGGAGAGAUCGAGCGGGCAAAGAACUUGCUGAAGACGAACAUGUUGCUGCACUUGGAUGGAACUACGACGAUCUGCGAAGAUAUUGGGCGUCAGAUGCUUUGCUACAACCGCCGUAUCCCAGUGCACGAGAUGGAACAGCGGAUCGAUAGCGUUACUGCCGCCAAAGUGCGUGAGGUGGCAAUGAAGUAUAUUUUUGACCGUUGCCCAGCCGUCGCCGCCGUUGGUCCGGUGGAGAAUUUGCCCGAUUACAUGCGCAUCCGCUCGUCCAUGCACUGGACGCGGCUGUAAAACGGUGGCGAGAAAUUGGGCUCAAGCAUGCUAGACCUCAAAAUUGAAAACUGUUAUAAAAUAAUAAUUACCAUUUGUCGUGAUAAAUGAGGGUUGAUUUUGAGGUUUAUAAGAACGAAACAUUUCAUGAAUAAAGUAUUCCCGGAGAAUAAUGA
Anopheles arabiensis is the source of this 1820-nucleotide messenger RNA. Its product is annotated as mitochondrial-processing peptidase subunit beta-like. Bases 241 to 1665 code for a protein of 474 amino acids. The record is from RefSeq and is a predicted model, not a curated record. Gene Ontology annotation, molecular function: metalloendopeptidase activity; metal ion binding. The transcript has a single exon. Gene Ontology annotation, cellular component: mitochondrion. NCBI's taxonomy places the organism in Eukaryota, Metazoa, Arthropoda, Insecta, Diptera, Culicidae.